AUGACAUUCUAUGAAAUUUAUUCGCAUCCUGUACGUCGCCAUUAUAAAGCGUAUAUUCUCUCUUUAAGCACAUUCGUGCUAAUCGUUGUUGCAGUUCUUACAUUUCUUAGUCCGUUUCUUGUGGCUUAUUUCACUGGGGAAUUCUGGUGGAAAGAAUUGAAUUAUAGUGAACAACCUCGAAUAACAUAUACGAAUAAGUAUAUUCUACUACUUCAAAGUAAUAGCGGUGUUGGCAGUUUUUCGUCAUCCUAUACCGCGCUCAAUACGGCAUUUCAAUCUGUUUUUUCAAAUGGUUAUGAAAUAUAUUCAGUAGAAGACACCGACAAUGAUGGAAUUAUCGAUCAGUGGAAAAUUGUGCUUAGUGUUUCUCUAGCUGAUUCCUCUACUUCAGUAUCGAGUUUAAAUGCGUGGAUAUUUUUUAAUUAUUCACUACAUGGUCGACAAUCAAUUGCAAUGGAAACAUUAGCAUUGGUUAGUCUUACUUCGCCAUCAAGCACAAAUACGAAUAAUGUAACUGUUUAUGGACAAUUGGUUUUUGAACAACGACAGCCAAUACAAAGUAAUGGUAAUGAUUUAACCUUGAAUACACCAAUUGUAACAUUUAACAACGGAGUAGUACCAGCUUUUAAUACAAUACUCGAAAAUUAUUUUACCAGAAGCUACUAUACAACAUUUAAACAGCAAUAUACAAGUUGGUCUUUAUCGUCGGAAACCGAGAGAUUCACAGUAACUGUUGUCAUCAACGUAGGACGACAAUCUAUUCGAUUUACUCCUGGCUUUUGGCAGGAAUUCAAAUGGGGAUGGAUACAGUAUCUCACCAUUCUACUACCUUUUUUAUUUGUGUUUAGCAGAAUUAAAGAGUUUGUAUUUACAAAUCAAUUAGUAAAAACAAUAUGCUCUGCCGAUAACAGACAUAAAGCUUGA
Molecule: messenger RNA, 924 nt
Organism: Didymodactylos carnosus
Lineage: Eukaryota; Metazoa; Rotifera; Eurotatoria; Philodinida; Philodinidae
Source: the annotation of a GenBank genome assembly